Molecule: messenger RNA, 582 nt
Organism: Alternaria ventricosa
Lineage: Eukaryota; Fungi; Ascomycota; Dothideomycetes; Pleosporales; Pleosporaceae
Exons: 2
Coding region: 1-582 (193 amino acids)
Source: RefSeq, a predicted model, not a curated record
AUGGCUGAUCUGAACCAUCAGCUGACUGCGACUACCGAGGAGAUACAAGCACUAGUCCUUCUUCACUCUCAGUUCCUAUGGCACGGGUCCCAGCAACAACGUCAGCAAGUGCGAGAUGAGCAUCAGCUGCUCCAGCGAGUGUCUUCGAGCGGUACAAGCACACCCCGAUCGCAAGGCGAUAGUCCUGCCACACCACCAAAUGGCGUUAAUGAGCAAAUCCAAAAUAAGCUCCGUUCCACGGUCGGCGCACUUUCGCUGUGGAAGGCGUGCUGGGACAAGGACCUUGCUAUUCAGUUCACACAGAACCAGCGUCGACGUGGAUUCUGCCGAGACGGCAUCCACUUUUACUUCCUAGCUCAAGCGUUCUUGCGGCAGUCUCGACCAGACGACUGGGCCGCUCCUGCCGAUGUUCGGUGCCGGCAUGUGUUCAAUCUCCUGAAACAGAUUAGACAUUACGUUGCAUCAGACUCCGCCCAGAAAGGCAUCGAGAUCGGCUCUAUGGUUGCCAUCGCUGACGACUACGCCAUCGCCGACUUGACGCUUAACAUGAAACGUCUUUUCACGCCUCUCGACGAAAUCUGA